GAUUUUUAAAUUACGCGACAAAUAAUAACUAUCGAUAUCGAAACACGUCAGACAGGUACAACACUGAUCUCUUCCGACUUCCUCCGAUGUCACCACACGUGCACAGAUACAAAAUGGCGGCACUUGGCAGGUCCAUAGAAAAUUAAUAAUUCGUUUCGUGUUCUAAUAAUUUUAUCUGUGGGAGUGUGGAAAUCUGUAACCAUGAGCGGUGAAUCCGAGAGCCCGGUAUAUUGUUCUUUCGUGGGCAUCCAGUACAUAGUCUGUGAUUGUGGGGAUGCCUUUGAAAAUGAGGAGUCUCACAGGCACCAUUUGCAAGUGAAGCACCCUGAAACCUUCAAGAAACACUUCGUCAGACGGCUCAAAAAAGUCCCGCCACCUACUAUAACUGAGUACAAAUGCGGCGAGUGCGGAAACAUAUACCCGACGGAGGAAGAAUGUGUGGCCCACCAAGAAGCCGACCACAUCCCCUUCAUGGAGGAAGAGGUGGUGUAUUUAGACGAAGACCACGAAGAAAAUUUUGUUGUUCCAGAAAUGAUCGAAUCUUCCACGUCUAUGGAAAGCGUCGGCACCUUAUCCCUAAAGAACCAUUUACCAGUUCGAGUGCAGAGCCUGCCGUCGAAAUCCGCUAUAUCCCAGGACGGUACGGUCCCAGACACAGUGCCUUCGGUGAGGAAGCCAGCGCCACCGCCGAGACAGAGGAAACGGCCAGUGUACAGGCAUAAGAAUAUCGUUUGCGAGACAUGCGGGAAAAAAUAUGCUUCCAACGCAGCUCUGAGGUAUCACCAAAGAGUGCACACGGGCGUUCGUCCAUACCAAUGCACGUACUGUCCGAAGAGUUUCACCAUGUCACUGUUUUUGCAGGUAAAUAAUGGUUAA
This is a messenger RNA of Ostrinia furnacalis (Asian corn borer), 876 nucleotides long. RefSeq names its product zinc finger protein 189-like. Gene Ontology annotation, biological process: regulation of transcription by RNA polymerase II. NCBI's taxonomy places the organism in Eukaryota, Metazoa, Arthropoda, Insecta, Lepidoptera, Crambidae. Gene Ontology annotation, molecular function: sequence-specific DNA binding; DNA-binding transcription factor activity, RNA polymerase II-specific. The record is from RefSeq and is a predicted model, not a curated record. The coding region runs from base 202 to 876 and encodes 224 amino acids. The transcript has 4 exons. Gene Ontology annotation, cellular component: nucleus.